CACUUAGUUUAGGUCAUAAUAGCGUCGCGGGAGCACGCAGCCUCGCCAUUUUCGCAGCUCUUUGUGCGCCACUGUCUGCUAAGAGUUUGCGUCUUUUUUAUCGAGCUUUUGGCCCACCUGAGUUUAAAUUGUGUUGCAAAAAAUGCAAGGAAACAGAGGCCCACAGCAGAACCAUGGCCCCAACCGCCCGGGAGACCAGAAAAAACCCGGAGGAAUAAACACAAACGGCCAGCAGCCUGAGCCCAGUGAGCAGACAAGCCCCAAUGAGGCCUUAACCCUGGACCUGCAGAGCUUCAGGAAGCCUGGAGAAAAGACCUUCACCCAACGCAGCAGGCUGUUUGUAGGAAACCUCCCAACUGGAGUUACCGAGGAGGAUAUCGAGAAGCUAUUCGCCAAGUACGGCAAGGCCAGUGAGAUCUUUGUCAACAAGGAGAGAGGCUUCGGCUUCAUCCGGCUGGAGACCAGGAUCAUAGCAGAGAUAGCCAGAGCAGAGCUUGAUGAUACUCCGUUCAGAGGCAGACCAAUUCGGGUGAGGUUUGCAACACAUGGUGCUGCUUUAUCUGUGAAGAAUUUGCCAGAGUUCGUGUCCAACGAGCUGCUGGAGGAGGCCUUCGCCGUCUUUGGUCAGAUAGAAAGAGCUGUUGUCAUCGUGGAUGACCGAGGAAGGCCCACAGGGAAGGGAAUAGUGGAGUACACAUCAAAGCCAGCUGCAAGGAAAGCACUGGAUAAGUGCGGUGAUGGUGCCUAUCUUCUCACAGCCUUCCCUCGUCCUGUUACAGUGGAGCCUUUGGAUCAGUUUGAUGAAGAGGAGGGACUGUCAGAAAAGCUCAUAAACAAAAACCAGCAGUAUCACAAAGAGCGUGAGCAGCCACCCCGGUUUGCUCAGCCGGGCUCCUUUGAGUACGAGUAUGCCAUGCGAUGGAAGGCCCUGAUGGAGAUGGAGAAGCAGCAGUAUGAAAUGGUGGACCGCAACAUGAAAGAGGCUCAGGAGAAGCUGGAGGCGGAGAUGGAGGCAGCCAGACAUGAGCACCAGGUGAUGCUGAUGAGGCAGGACCUGCUGAGGAGACAGGAGGAGCUGAGGAGGAUGGAGGAGCUCCACAGUCAGGAGGUGCAGAAGAGGAAACAGGCUGAGCUCCGGCAGGAGGAGGAACGCCGGAGGAGAGAGGAGGAGAUGAGGAUGCGCAACGAAGAGAUGAUGAAGAGGCAGCAGGAGGGCUUCAGAGGCAACUUUUCUGAAAACAGGGAGCAAGACAUGAGGAUGCAUAUGGGCGGCCAUGGGAUGCCCAUGAACAGAAACUCUCUGGGUGGUAAUUCUGGUCCUGCCGGUACUCCUGGCAUGGCAGCUGAGAAUACUCCAAUGAUGCAGGGGGCAGGAAACAACAACAUGCCUGGAGGAGGCCAGGGCGGCUUCCCCAGAGGCCUCCCUGGGCCGGGGGACUAUGGACCUAAUAAGCAACGCAGAUUUUGAAUCACAUCUAUUUUUUUCCCCCCAUUUUCAUACUCACUGUAAUUUAAAGUUCAGAUAGUGGGCGUUACUUUUGAACUUUAAAAACUGUUGCAUGUAUUUUUUUAAUUUUUCUUUUUAUUUGUACUUUUGAAUUAUGUUUUAGUACUAAAAUGUCUAAACUCUCCAAAUGAGCCAUGUGUUUUUACUUUAUGUCUCACAUUAAUGUAUUUUUCAUAGGGAUAGAAAAUGUUUUUGUCCUGGAUAUGUUGACUUUUCUGGAAUAAAUUCAUGAUUCCCUAAGAA
This is a messenger RNA of Lates calcarifer (barramundi perch), 1750 nucleotides long. RefSeq names its product non-POU domain containing, octamer-binding (gene nono). The record is from RefSeq and is a predicted model, not a curated record. The transcript has a single exon. Gene Ontology annotation, cellular component: nucleus. NCBI's taxonomy places the organism in Eukaryota, Metazoa, Chordata, Actinopteri, Centropomidae. Gene Ontology annotation, biological process: regulation of DNA-templated transcription. Gene Ontology annotation, molecular function: RNA binding. The coding region runs from base 143 to 1468 and encodes 441 amino acids.